This is a messenger RNA of Mandrillus leucophaeus (drill), 3607 nucleotides long. It is a transcript of the gene KCNV1, whose product is annotated as potassium channel, voltage gated modifier subfamily V, member 1. Gene Ontology annotation, biological process: potassium ion transmembrane transport; protein homooligomerization. Gene Ontology annotation, molecular function: protein binding; voltage-gated potassium channel activity. The transcript is spliced from 4 exons. Gene Ontology annotation, cellular component: membrane; voltage-gated potassium channel complex. NCBI's taxonomy places the organism in Eukaryota, Metazoa, Chordata, Mammalia, Primates, Cercopithecidae. The coding region runs from base 1023 to 2525 and encodes 500 amino acids. The record is from RefSeq and is a predicted model, not a curated record.
AGCGAGCGGGGCGGACGCGCUUAGCCUAAGUCCAGGGUCCAGGAGCCCGGAGGGAGGUGGAGGAAAGGCGAGGCAGCAGGCGCUGAGUAGAGCUCAGUUGGAGCACAGUUUCCCUCCUGGACGGGUCGAGUCAGACCUCACGUGUAGACCAAGAGGAUCAAAGGAAGGGUACGUUACCUGCGGCGCCGGUUGUGCGCAGAUCAGAUGUGCCAGGAGCUGCAGGAGGUCAAAACCUAAGGGAGACAGGAGAAGAAAAUGGAGCGUCAGUGAUCAUCAGACUAGAAUGAGAGUGAAUUGGGAGAAAAUGGUGCGGCCCCCUCACCCAGAGCACCCUCCCCCACCUGCUCACAUCCCCAGCGAACACCCCCGGGGAGGCCUAUGAGGCAGCAGUAAAAGAAGAGGGAGGAAUAUAAAGUCUCAAGUUGGAAGGGACCCGGUUACCACUUCCUUUGCUUUCUGAACUUUUUGUUUUGGUCUCCUGCGGGCAGGAGUGAGUCUCGCCAUCCUCCUUGCUUGCUUGCUUGCAUUCAGCUAAGAGUCAUCUUCUCUCUUCUUCCUCCUCCUCCGCCCCACAUCUCCCUCCUUCCUCCCUUCCCCAACCCCUCCACCCACCAAGUAGCGAGUCAUUCAAUCUGUACACCUCCUGGGCUGGGAAUCGCAAUUGCGAAGUUGGGAGGCGGGGUGACGGCGUUUGAGAAGGGCCAGGGCGACCGGCAGUGUGCACAGGGACUGUGUCGGGCUUGGACCUCACCUGAUCCUUUCUCUUAGAGCGACCCUUCCCCUGCUCCCAGUCUCCUUUCUCUGCCACUUGUGCGCUGCUUCCGCGCACUCGCGGCUCCCUAGCGGCAGGAGGAGGAAAGAGCACAGCGGGUGGAGAGAGUGCGCCAGGGAGAGGUAACCCCUUCGGGAGCCCGGGGAAUCCCGGUCGCCACCAGGGGCCGUGCCACCGCCCUCGCGGGACCAACGCUUCCGGCGUGUCCCCAACUUUGUGGCGCCCUCAGGCCGCGGCGACUGGGAUAGAGAUGCCUUCCAGCGGCAGAGCGCUGCUGGACUCGCCGCUGGACAGCGGCUCCCUGACCUCCCUGGACUCUAGUGUCUUCUGCAGCGAGGGUGAAGGGGAGCCCUUGGCGCUCGGGGACUGCUUCACGGUCAAUGUAGGCGGCAGCCGCUUCGUGCUCUCGCAGCAGGCGCUGUCCUGCUUCCCGCACACGCGCCUUGGCAAGCUGGCCGUGGUGGUGGCUUCCUACCGCCGCCCUGGGGCCCUGGCCGCCGUGCCCAGCCCUCUGGAGCUUUGCGACGAUGCCAACCCCGUGGACAACGAGUACUUCUUCGACCGCAGCUCGCAGGCGUUCCGCUAUGUCCUGCACUACUACCGCACCGGCCGCCUGCAUGUCAUGGAGCAGCUGUGCGCGCUCUCCUUCCUGCAGGAGAUCCAGUACUGGGGCAUCGAUGAGCUCAGCAUCGAUUCCUGCUGCAGGGACAGAUACUUCAGAAGAAAAGAGCUGAGUGAAACUUUAGACUUCAAGAAGGACACAGAAGACCAGGAAAGUCAACAUGAGAGUGAACAGGACUUCUCCCAAGGACCUUGUCCCACUGUUCGCCAGAAGCUCUGGAAUAUCCUGGAGAAACCUGGAUCUUCCACAGCUGCCCGUAUCUUUGGGGUCAUCUCUAUUAUCUUCGUGGUGGUGUCCAUCAUUAACAUGGCCCUGAUGUCAGCUGAGUUAAGCUGGCUGGACCUGCAGCUGCUGGAAAUCCUGGAGUAUGUGUGCAUUAGCUGGUUCACCGGGGAAUUUGUCCUCCGCUUCCUGUGUGUGCGGGACAGGUGUCGCUUCCUAAGAAAGGUGCCGAACAUCAUAGACCUCCUUGCCAUCUUGCCCUUCUACAUCACUCUUCUGGUAGAGAGCCUAAGUGGGAGCCAGACCACGCAGGAGCUGGAGAACGUUGGGCGCAUUGUCCAGGUUUUGAGGCUGCUCAGAGCUCUGCGCAUGCUAAAGCUGGGCAGACAUUCCACAGGAUUACGCUCCCUUGGGAUGACAAUCACCCAGUGUUAUGAAGAAGUUGGCCUACUGCUCCUAUUUCUAUCCGUGGGAAUCUCUAUAUUUUCAACUGUAGAAUACUUUGCUGAACAAAGCAUUCCUGACACAACCUUCACAAGUGUCCCUUGUGCAUGGUGGUGGGCCACCACCUCUAUGACUACCGUGGGAUAUGGGGACAUUAGACCAGACACCACCACAGGCAAAAUCGUGGCCUUCAUGUGUAUAUUAUCAGGAAUUCUUGUCUUGGCCUUGCCUAUUGCUAUUAUUAAUGAUCGCUUCUCUGCUUGCUACUUCACCUUGAAACUCAAGGAAGCAGCUGUUAGACAGCGUGAAGCCCUAAAGAAGCUUACCAAGAAUAUAGCCACUGACUCAUAUAUCAGUGUUAACUUGAGAGAUGUCUAUGCCCGGAGUAUCAUGGAGAUGCUUCGACUGAAAGGCAGAGAAAGAGCAAGUACCAGGAGCAGCGGGGGAGAUGAUUUCUGGUUUUGAAUUAAUUUUCAAUUUAUUUACAAAAGCUAUGUACAAUGUACUAAAAUGAUAAAGCAGUGAUGUGGAUUUCUGUAUUCUGAUGAUGAGUCUCUUCGGAGUACUGCUCAUCUUAAUUAAUUUUUGCUGAUACAUUGCUUCGUCUGCUAGAAUAUUUCACAUCACCUAUAACAACUGCACAGUGUUCUGACACAUCUGAGUAUCCAAAAUAGCCAAUUAACACAAUCAAAUACAACUGGGCCAAUAUAAACAUGUUUGAAUUGUCAAAUAGAAAAUAAUGUUAUUGCAAUACAUACAAAAAGUUAAAGAUUUUAUGUAUCACUAAUAGUAGAAGUUUUCUGCACCACUAAUUUUUUAAAAAUGGAAGUUAAACUGCAUAGCCCAGAGAAACAUAAGUAAAUAUUUAAGAACAUAUUGAACAACUUUGCUGUUUAAAGAUAUUAUCCAAGUACAUAAAUUAUUCCUUUCUCUAUCAAUUAAGGCUAUUAAAUAUAAUAAUCAGCUUUACAAGAGGAAACCCUUAUUUGAUGGGCAGAGAUUGUAUCCCUACCUUCUUUUUCAUGUAAACCACUGGUCACAAAUGAACUGAUCUCUGUAUCCCAUUAUUACUAUAAGAGAUGGGAAUCCCAAAACUGCUUAGAUUGCAGUACAUGAGUCCGCACAAAAACUUCAACAAUUGCACAUCUUCAUUCUCCCAACUGAGUGUAAUAUGUGGAGCAUAAAACAGCAUAUUUCUUAGUACUUCAUGAAUAUCAGAUGGUCUUCAAAUGUCUCUUUAUGGAUGUAUUGUUCACGUUAUGGCUUUAAAAUAAUGAAUAUAUGAAAGUGAGGUAGUGAACAUCCUAAAUUUCUACACUGAAAUUAUUAAAUAAUCUUAUUUCAUAAAAUGGGAAAUAUAUGUUGAAUGACAUCACUGGAUGAACUUGAAGAUCUUUUAUUUGUUAACAAAAAAUAUUAUGGACAGCUUUCUGUCUGUUGGGGUAAAUAGCAAAUGUUCAAACUUUGCAGGCAUUUUGACAUUCAUGAUAAUAAUACAAUUCCUAGACAUUGUGUUAUAUAAUUAAAGCCAAAACCUCUAAAGCUAA